This is a messenger RNA of Prunus persica (peach), 441 nucleotides long. RefSeq names its product THO complex subunit 3-like. The transcript is spliced from 5 exons. Gene Ontology annotation, biological process: mRNA export from nucleus. Lineage: Eukaryota; Viridiplantae; Streptophyta; Magnoliopsida; Rosales; Rosaceae. The record is from RefSeq and is a predicted model, not a curated record. Bases 1 to 441 code for a protein of 146 amino acids. Gene Ontology annotation, molecular function: protein binding. Gene Ontology annotation, cellular component: THO complex part of transcription export complex.
AUGGCUCAUACAGCUGGGUGUUAUUGCAUUGCGAUUGACCCACUUGGAAGGUAUUUUGCUGUUGGAAGUGCCGAUUCCUUGGUCACCCUGUGGGGUAUCUCAGAGAUGCUCUGUGUUCUUGUGUAUACUUUAAUCAUCAGCAUCCCUAUUCCUGGAAUGAUAUCUGUUUGUACCUUUCUCAGAUUGCCUGUGAGGACAAUAAGCUUCAACAACACUGGAGAGUAUCUUGCUUCUGCCAGCGAAGACUUAUUUAUUGAAAUAGUUCCUGUGGCAAAUGGAAGUGGAUCAUAUCCCUUUUCUGUGGAUGUUCCACGAAACACAAGGUUCUUGUUCUCCAAUAAAACAGUUACCCAAGCGAAGGCCAUUGCAAAGUCAAAUGUCUAUUUGCUAAAGCCUGGUAGCUCGGCACAGGAGCACUUUGAAAAUUGGUCAACCUCUUAG